CUCCCUCUACCACACAACACCGUCGCCAUGGGUAGGGUUAUCAGGAACCAGCGUAAGGGUCGCGGCUCUAUUUUCACCGCCAACACCCGCUUGAACAAGGCUCCCGCCCAGUUCCGCACUCUCGACUACGCUGAGCGCAAUGGAUACAUCCGGGGUGUCGUGAAGGAGAUUGUCCACGACUCUGGCCGUGGUGCUCCUCUCGCCAAGGUCACCUUCCGCAACCCGUACAAGUUCAAGCACGACACCCAGACUUUCAUCGCCAACGAGGGCAUGUACACUGGCCAGUUCAUCUACGCCGGAAAGCACGCCGCCCUCACCGUCGGCAACGUCCUCCCGCUUUACUCCGUCCCCGAGGGUACUGUCCUGACCAACGUCGAGGAGAAGGCCGCUGACCGCGGUGCGCUCGGCCGUACCUCCGGCAACUACGUGACCGUCAUUGGCCACAACCCCGACGAUGGCAAGACCCGUGUCAAGCUCCCCUCCGGUGCCAAGAAGGUCCUCUCCAGCCAGUGCCGUGGUAUGGUCGGUAUCGUUGCAGGUGGUGGCCGAACAGACAAGCCCCUCCUCAAGGCCUCCAGGGCUAAGCACAAGUUCGCUGCCAAGCGCAACUCGUGGCCCAAGACUCGUGGUGUUGCUAUGAACCCCGUCGACCAUCCCCACGGUGGUGGUAACCACCAGCAUAUCGGUAAAGCCUCUACCAUCUCCCGCGAGGCCGCACAAGGUCAAAAGGCCGGUCUCAUCGCCGCCAGGAGGACGGGUCUGCUCCGCGGUACCCAGAAGACGAAGGAUUAGAGAAGCUGAUGACAAUGGGGUGGCGUCGGAGUGGCUCAAGAAAGCGGUCGGUUAUUCUCAUCACCAUUCGAAAUGCGGGUGGCCGGGCGUUAUGAACUUUCUGGGCAAGCUAGGCCUCUGCCUGCUUGCGUGCAUGAUAGGACCCUAGGGAAAUGCGAAUCCGAAAAUGCAUGGGCUGUAUCUUGGAAAUGUGAUACUCAUUACGACUUAAUGUCUCUCACACCGGCCACCCAACGAGGAAGUGACGUCCAUCAGCCAGCGCGGAUAGCCCUCACAUCGUACACAAAAGCGAAGAAUUCUAUCAUGUACUUCUACGAUGCUCAACUAAUGCAGCUCAUGGUGCAC
Paraphaeosphaeria sporulosa is the source of this 1137-nucleotide messenger RNA. Its product is annotated as 60S ribosomal protein-like protein L2/L8. Bases 28 to 792 code for a protein of 254 amino acids. The transcript has 6 exons. Lineage: Eukaryota; Fungi; Ascomycota; Dothideomycetes; Pleosporales; Didymosphaeriaceae. Gene Ontology annotation, biological process: cytoplasmic translation. Gene Ontology annotation, molecular function: RNA binding; structural constituent of ribosome. Gene Ontology annotation, cellular component: cytosolic large ribosomal subunit; ribosome. The record is from RefSeq and is a predicted model, not a curated record.